AACGUGUCCUCUUUUGCAAAUGCGUUGUGAUGGAGGUUAAUUCCUAGAACCGACCAGAUAUGUACAGAAGGCGGGCAUGCUGACCACUGACACCAAAAAGGCGGUUUUUUUCCCUUUUCUUUUCUCUUUUUAAAUAAAAAAAUGGAACUGCCACUCUCUUUUCAGUUCAUUUCCCAAAACCCUAGUUGAGGAGGCGCGCUGCCAUGGACGAAUCCUCCGAGAAGCUCCCGGCCUCCGAUCCAAAUGGGAACGAUGGGGCUUUACCGGUGGCGGCGGACGACGCCGGGUUUCGGGUCGGUCAGAGGGUCCACGCCAUGGGCAACCCCCGGCGGACGGGGACGGUGCGGUACGUCGGAGCAGUGGAGGGGCACGCUGGGGCAUGGGUGGGCGUCGACUGGGAUGACGGCGAAGGGAAGCACGACGGGUCCGUCAAUGGGGUCCGGUACUUCGCCGCCGCCGGCGAGAGGUCGGCCUCGUUCGUCCGUUCCAAGAACCUCAGCGCCGGGAUCUCAUUCAUCGAGGCGCUCCAUCUACGGUACCGAGGAGAUUCCACCAAGGAAGAAGAAGAUGAAAUGUACAUUCUUUCAACUAGCAAGAAACGUGUAUCCAUACAACUCGUGGGAAAAAACAAAGUUCAAGAGAAGUUAAAACACUUUGAGGAGUUGCGUGGGGCAUCGGUUUCUUAUUUGGGAGUCAGCUUUGUUGGAUCUUCAGAUGAGAUCAAUGCUCUAGUUCCAA
Molecule: messenger RNA, 738 nt
Organism: Elaeis guineensis (African oil palm)
Lineage: Eukaryota; Viridiplantae; Streptophyta; Magnoliopsida; Arecales; Arecaceae
Source: RefSeq, a predicted model, not a curated record